UCUCGGCACCAGGAAGCCCGCCUCUGGUUUUUAAGAUGUUAGGCCAACAGGGAAGCGGGGAGCCGCAGUGCCGGUCCUCCGCUGGCCCAGGUGCCCGGAGCUGAGCUGAGCUGAGUUGAGCUGCGGCGAGGCCCGGCUCCAGCCCCACGAUCCGCGGGGCCGUGCGUGUGCCCGACGCGGAGGGAGCGCCCGGAGGCUCCGCCGCCGCCGCCGGGAUCCGAUGUCAGCUACCUGUCCCUGUCACUCUUGACACUUCGCUGUCAGGGCUGCGCGCGGGGGGCGGGCGGAGCGCGCCCGGCGUUGGCCGUCCCCAUUGGAGGGGUCCUCGGGAGAGGGAGGGGGCGAGGAAGGAAAGGGGUCUUCGCCCACUCUCGUUUCGCUUUGGAACUUGCAAGCCUACUGCUCCCCCAAAGACGCCCGGAGCCCCGGAGCCGUACCCUCCCAACCGACCUCGUUCGCAUGGCUCCGCUCGCCCGCUGACAUUCGGCCGCUGGAACCUCUCGCUUAUUAAAAGCCUUUCCGAAGAAGACCGGGCGGCGAGGCUAGAGCGCUCCGCGGGGGUUGUGUUUCCCGGCUGUGCCCGCGGCGGACCCCGCGGGGACGCCCCGCGCCCCGAGCCGGGCAGGGCGGCGCGCUCCUCCGCCCAUGAGCUGCAUGAGAGGCCCGCUGCACUUGGAGCCCCGAGCAGCAGGGACCAAGCGGCCGGCUGCCCCCGCGUCCUCCGCCUGCCCCCACCCCCAGCUCCAGGCGAUGGCUUCGGUCCUAGCCCCCGGCCAGACCCGCGCCCUGGACUCCGCCAAGCACAGGCUGGAGGUGCACACCAUCUCCGACACCUCCAGCCCCGAGGCCGCAGAGAAGGACAAGAGCCAGCAGGGGAAGAAUGAGGACGUGGGCGCCGAAGACCCGUCCAAGAAGAAGCGGCAGCGGCGGCAGCGGACUCAUUUCACCAGCCAGCAGCUGCAGGAGCUGGAGGCCACGUUCCAGAGGAACCGCUACCCGGACAUGUCCACGCGCGAAGAGAUCGCCGUGUGGACCAACCUCACGGAAGCCCGAGUCCGGGUUUGGUUUAAGAACCGCCGGGCCAAAUGGAGAAAGCGGGAGCGCAACCAGCAAGCCGAGCUGUGCAAGAACGGCUUCGGGCCGCAGUUCAACGGGCUCAUGCAACCCUACGACGACAUGUACCCGGGCUACUCGUACAACAACUGGGCCGCCAAGGGCCUCACGUCCGCCUCGCUGUCCACCAAGAGCUUCCCCUUCUUCAACUCGAUGAACGUCAACCCCCUGUCGUCCCAGAGCAUGUUCUCCCCGCCCAGCUCCAUCUCCUCCAUGAGCAUGUCGUCCAGCAUGGUGCCCUCGGCGGUGGCCGGCGUCCCGGGCUCCGGCCUCAACAGCCUCAACAACCUCAACAACCUGAGCAGCCCGUCGCUCAACUCGGCCGUGCCCACGCCCGCCUGCCCCUACGCGCCGCCGACCCCGCCGUACGUUUACCGGGACACGUGUAACUCGAGCCUGGCCAGCCUGAGACUGAAAGCCAAGCAGCACUCCAGCUUCGGCUACGGCAGCGUGCAGACCCCGGCGUCCAACCUGAGCGCCUGCCAGUACGCGGUGGACCGGCCGGUGUGAGCCGCGCCCGCCCGCCGGGAUCCUAGCGCCGUGCCAGGCGGGAGGGCCCCUCUGGCCCCCGGAGAGACUGGGAGUUACUGCUAGAAGGUCGUGGGCACUCAAGGAAGGGACAGAAGGAGGAGGGAGAGGAAAAGGAAACCACUGAAUGAAAGAGAGGGAGCUCCCUCGAUUUCAAAAGGAAUUGCCUCGGUGUCUUGACAUCUUUCCCUCAAAAGUUAUUUCCAAAAGUUGCAAAGGACGCGCUCUCGGAGGUUUGACUGGAUAGGACCUUUUAACAUUACGAUAAGCUUGUUAUUUUUUAAGUUUAGCCUUGUUAACAUUAAAAAAAAUGACGGAAAGGAUGUAUAUAUAUCGAAAUGUCAAAUUAAUUUUAUAAAAAGCAGUUGUUAGGAAUAUCGCAACAGUGUUUUUAAAAGGUUAGGCUUUAAAAUAAAGCAUGUUAUGCAGAAGCGAUUAGGAUUUUUUUCGCUCUCGAGCAAAGGAAUGUAUAUAUUAAAUGCCACACUGUAUGUUUCUAACAUAUUAUUAUUAUUAAAAAAUGUGUGAAUAUCAGUUCUAGAAUAGUUCCUCUGGUGGAUGCAAUGAUGUUUCUGAAACUGCUAUGUACAACCUACCCUGUGUAUAACAUUUCGUACAAUAUUAUUGUUUUACUUUUCAGCAAAUAUGAAAAAAAAAGUGUUUUAUUUCAUGGGAGUAAAAUAUACUGCAUACA
Messenger RNA from Pipistrellus kuhlii (Kuhl's pipistrelle), 2335 nucleotides. RefSeq names its product paired like homeodomain 2 (gene PITX2). Gene Ontology annotation, cellular component: nucleus. Gene Ontology annotation, molecular function: RNA polymerase II cis-regulatory region sequence-specific DNA binding; DNA-binding transcription factor activity, RNA polymerase II-specific. Gene Ontology annotation, biological process: anatomical structure morphogenesis; regulation of transcription by RNA polymerase II. NCBI's taxonomy places the organism in Eukaryota, Metazoa, Chordata, Mammalia, Chiroptera, Vespertilionidae. The transcript has 3 exons. The record is from RefSeq and is a predicted model, not a curated record. Bases 646 to 1623 code for a protein of 325 amino acids.